Messenger RNA from Osmerus eperlanus (European smelt), 3751 nucleotides. RefSeq names its product receptor-type tyrosine-protein phosphatase-like N. Gene Ontology annotation, molecular function: protein tyrosine phosphatase activity. Lineage: Eukaryota; Metazoa; Chordata; Actinopteri; Osmeriformes; Osmeridae. The transcript is spliced from 23 exons. The record is from RefSeq and is a predicted model, not a curated record. The coding region runs from base 153 to 3056 and encodes 967 amino acids. Gene Ontology annotation, cellular component: synapse; secretory granule. Gene Ontology annotation, biological process: insulin secretion involved in cellular response to glucose stimulus; regulation of secretion; protein dephosphorylation.
CCCUCUCUUACACACUUGAGUUCACAGACUAUCGGCGCACCUCCACUGUAGAUUCCCAUCCACGGACCCUGUCCCUCCGAUAGUUGCCAGAGAUCAUGAGGGUUUAAAACGGGACUGUUUAACAGCUUUGGCUGCCUUCACUCGGGGAUAACAUGAGAUAUCCGCGACUAUGGCGCGUGCUGUGUCUGAUGACUGCAUGUUAUCAAAUGGGGAUGUCAAGCCGAUACGGCUGUCUGUUUGAGAAGAAGCUCUGCCCCAGUGACCAACCCUGCGUCGACGAUGGUCUGUUUGGGCAGUGCCAGUCUCCACAGCAGCAGCGUGUUAAGUACCAGGUCUCAGUGUCCGUGCUGCAUAGAUUGCAGGAGGUGCUCAAGGAACUCAUGAUGCAAGGUCUCACUUGGCAGGAUGACAUCACCCAGUAUGUGGUUGGUAGGGAGAUGAGUCGUGUUCCACAGCUCCGCCCCUCACCUGGACAACCGGACAAACCCAUGUCUCAGUCCUCCGAGGACCCCGGUAACGCUCUUUCUAGACUGCAGAACCCCAGCUCCAGGACCAAGGCUGAGGGAGGCCAGCCCAACCCAGACCUGAUGCAGAAAUACCUGGAUUACAUGAUCGUCGAUCCACCCCAAUCCUCUCUGCACAUGCAAACUCCCCUAAUGGACCCUUACUCCUACCGCCAGCAAAACUAUGGUUACCAGGAUGAAGAGGAGCGCUCCCUCAACUCCCUGGAGGGGGACAACUUCCACCGGUCGUCCUCCCGCUCCGGGGGCAAAGGGACACGCCCCCGGGACAGAGACCGCCAGAUGCUGCAGGACCUGGUCUCCCUGUACCUGUCCUCCCCCGCUCAGCCCGCCUCCCGCCACAGGGGGGCAGCACCUCUCUCUGCCUCGCCCUUCUACCAAGAACUGGACUUCCCUCUGGACUACACCGAGGACUACAUUUCCCAGGAAGUAGAAGUCAGCAAGCAGCGGCAGCAGCAGCAGAAGCAGGAGCCGAAGAAACCUCAGAAGGACUAUGGCUCUUUGUCUGGAUUCAGCGAGGACUCCCUGCAGAAGCUGGCUCUGCUUCUAAACCACUACGGUAUCAACAUGAAGGACUUGACUCCAGAACAGCUAGACAACCUGCCUGCAGCCCUCAAACAGCUUCAGAUGGAAAGCCCCAACAUAGAUAAGUACCGGAACAGUGAUGUCACAAGAAAGAAGAUCACUGAGGGGGCUAUGACACACAAGGUGGAGAAUGGCCCUGUCGGAGCCCCCGCCACCCCCCCGGUCCUGGGCCCUGGGCCUCCAGCCUCCCCAGCACACAAGGGGCCUACCACGGGCCCCUCUGCCCCCCAUGGCACUGAGGGCGCCAGUGUGAAAGAGAAGACAGCCACAGUCCCGGCGAGAGGAGAAAAACAGGGGCAGAAAGAACCAGGGGCCUCCCAAGGGCGGGACGAGUACGGAUACAUCGUCACAAACCAGAGCCCACUCAGUCUGUACGACGGGGUGCGUCUGCUGGAGCUCCUGGCGGAGAGGAUACACCUCUCCACUGGCUCUUUCAUCAACAUCAGUGUGGUGGGCCCCGCAUUGACCUUUCGAAUCCGACCAAACAAUCAGAACCUGAGUGCUGAGGAUGUGGCUGAUAAAGCUGUUGCAGAGAAGAACUUCCUGGAGUCCGAGACAAACUUGAAGAUUGUUCAGACAGGUGUUGGUGAGAGAAAUGAUGGACAGGGACUGCCUCAGGCCACCCGGGUCCAAGAGGGCUCCCGAGGAGUGUUCCUCACGCUGGUCAGCGUGGCCUGUGUGGGCGGCGUUCUUGUCGCUGCCGUGACGAUCACCUGCCUGCGUCACCACGCCCACCGCCUGGCCUCGGAGAAGCUGGGCUUGGGGCCGGAGGGAGGCAGUGUCACGCACCAGGAAUACCAGGACCUGUGUCGCCAGCAUAUGGCAUCCAAGGGAGCCUUCAGCCGUUUGGAGGGAGCUGGAGGAGCUGGAGGAGGUGGGGGAGGAGGAGGAGGGGCUGGAGGGGCCGGCUCUGCCGGAGGAGGUGGCGGCGGCGGCGCGCCGGGGGGAGGAGCUACGGACACCUCCCGGGUGAGCAGCGUGUCGUCCCAGUUCAGCGACGCGCCCCAGCCCAGCCCCAGCUCGCACAGUUCCACCCCCUCCUGGUGUGAGGAGCCAGCCCAGUCCAACAUGGACAUCUCCACCGGUCACAUGAUCCUAGCUUACAUGGAGGAUCAUCUGAAGAACAAGGACCGCCUGAUGAAGGAGUGGGAUGCGCUGUGCUCCUACCAGGCUGAGCCCAGCACGGUCUCCGUGGCCCAGAGCGAGGGCAACCUGAAGAAGAACCGCUGCCCAGAUUCCAUUCCCUAUGACCACUCCAGAGUGAAGCUGAAGGUUGAGACGAACCCCUCCAGGACUGACUACAUCAAUGCCAGUACUAUAAUUGAGCAUGACCCCCGGAUGCCGGCUUACAUCGCUACCCAGGGACCUCUGUCGCACACCAUCUCAGACUUCUGGCAGAUGGUGUGGGAGAAUGGGUGCACUGUGAUAGUUAUGAUGACUGCACUUGUCGAGGAUGGAGAGAAGCAGUGUGACCGUUACUGGCCCGAUGAGGGUUCGUCCCUGUACCACAUCUAUGAGGUGAAUCUGGUUUCGGAGCACAUCUGGUGUAACGACUUCCUGGUGCGUAGCUUCUACCUGAAGAACGUGCAGACCCAGGAAACGCGCACGCUCACCCAGUUCCACUUCCUCAGCUGGCCUGCUCAGGGCAUCCCCAACUCCACACGCCCUCUACUGGACUUCCGCAGAAAGGUGAAUAAGUGCUACCGAGGGCGAUCCUGCCCCAUCAUUGUGCACUGCAGUGAUGGUACUGGUCGGACCGGAACUUACAUCCUGAUUGAUAUGGUUCUGAACCGCAUGGCUAAGGGAGUGAAGGAGAUUGACAUUGCGGCUACACUGGAGCAUGUUCGUGACCAAAGACCGGGAAUGGUGCGCACCAAGGAUCAGUUUGAAUUUGCCCUGACGGCUGUUGCGGAAGAGGUGAAUGCGAUCCUGAAAGCCCUGCCCCAGUGAAACUAACUCGAUCCAGACCUGCUUGCCUGUACCUUACACUCCCAACUCAGUACACCUCCUUUGCACAUGGAAUUGUAUUUUAAAUCAUCAAUUGUGUCUUACCUUUCCUUAUGUCUAGAAACUGAUGACGAAUGACCCUGUGCUUCUAUCGUUUUAGAUGACGUCUGAUUUAUACUGCUGUCUGUGAUGAUACCAAUGGCCUAGAUUCCUCUUUCUCUCAUUUCCUUCUGAACAGUGUUGUUGAGAAUAGUUUGAAUUCUGGUUGGAGUAACUUGGAAGACUCUCAGUCCUUUAAGGAAAAAUGCUUUUACAUUAGUAUCAACAUUUAUAUCAAUUACCUACUGUAUGGGGCAAGCCACCACAAUGGUUCAAGACAAGGUGGAGAUGGAAGGGUUGCCAGUUAGCACUCUCUCUGACUCUUCCUGUCUCUUAGAGUGUGAUUGUUUACAUAAACGACUCUCAAAUUCAUCCCAUUCACUUUACUUGUUCUUUCAUUUGACUAACCCUUGAAAAAAUUACAAACCUUUGUGUCUACGUCUUCUCCUCAUGUGCCAUUGAGAUAAUUGUAAAAGAUUUAUGCGAUUACUGUUGUAUACCUCAAGCAAAUCAGAAAAACACAAAUAAAAAAUUUCAAAGUAUUAAAAUUGCCUAUUUUGUAACUGUAAUAUGAUUAAUAAACGUUUUCGUGUUAAGUG